Molecule: messenger RNA, 2586 nt
Organism: Pyricularia pennisetigena
Lineage: Eukaryota; Fungi; Ascomycota; Sordariomycetes; Magnaporthales; Pyriculariaceae
Exons: 5
Coding region: 1-2586 (861 amino acids)
Biological process (GO): tRNA methylation
Cellular component (GO): nucleus; tRNA (m1A) methyltransferase complex
Molecular function (GO): acyltransferase activity, transferring groups other than amino-acyl groups
Source: RefSeq, a predicted model, not a curated record
AUGACAACUCCUGCGACCGCGUUCACCAUCCAGCCGGCGACACCGGCUGAGGUGCCGACUUUGGUUGAGAUAUUUGAGGCAGCCUUCCGAAGUGCGGCUUCGGAAAGGCUGUUCCCUCGUACACCGGAUGUUAGGGAAUUUUGGGAGGCUACCUUCAUUGGUUACCUCAACCCAAAGCCGGACCGGCCACAGUCACGCAUUUUUACUGCGAAAGACGAGGCUGGGAGCAUCGUGGGGAUGGUGCUAUGGUGGAUUGUGUCGCCAGGAGGGAUCAAUCCUUGGCUGGAUCGAGUCGCAGAGCUGGCGCCAUCCAUAACCCGAGAGCUGAUUGUCCAAUGGGCUGAGCCGCCGGUUCAGGACAACCACAAGUAUGUGGGUGAGGUCGCCCACGUAUUUCUCGAGACUUUGGCAGUCCGUGACACUUGCAGAGGUAAGGGACUGGGCGAAAAAUUGGUACGCGCAGUGACACAGAUAGCCGAUGAUUUGGGAUAUCCUACAUACCUAGAUGCGACGGUAAAGGCCAUCUCGCUUUACGAGCGGGCUGGGUUUAUUGCCCAGCCCAAAGGCGGGAGCAAGUCCGUUCCCAUGCUAAGGCCAAGCAAGACGGAGACAGCACAUUGCGACCUUAUCAAGUCGUCCCUGGAGCCACCUCCCCAGUUCAAUAUGUACGAGCUUAUUGAAGCCAAUGCCUGGGUGGCAUUGAGGCUGCCUUCAGACAGCAUCAAAGUUCUUCAAGUAACACCAAACACAACCAUAUCUCUUGGGAAAUAUGGCUCAUUCCCAAGCAAUCUCAUCAUCGAGCGUCCAUAUCAUGUUACGUACGAACUUGAAGACAAGCGACCCGAUGAAUCCUUUCACCGAAUACGUAUCGUCCCGCAUACGGAGCUGUACGCAGACACGGUAGCUGAAGAAGCUGCCGGCGUUGAUGCCGAGUCUGGCACCCCUCUUCUUGCUGAGGAAGAUGUCGAAUACACUGUUGUCGAUACGGGCAAGGACGAGGUGGUCGCACGAUCUACACAGGAAUUCAUAGAUGAGGAUGCGCGGCAAACUCUCACCAUGGAGGAGAUCGAGGCACUAAAGCGCGAGGGUGCUGGCGCGGGCAAGGAGCUCAUCACUAAGCUCAUGCUACGACACACGGCUCUCGACCUAAAGACUCAAUUCUCGCUGUCCAAGUACAAGCUCCUGAAGACGCGCAAGUACAUUCGGCGUUUCACGGUUCUGCCGUACGAUCCCCUCCAGAUGGGUCAAUAUCUACUUGAGGACAAGGAUGCGGGUAACAAGAUCAUGGAGAUGCGCGACGAAAUGGCCGCGCUGUUGGCAUGCUGGGCAAAUGUACACUAUGGCGGACCUGGCGACGAUACGACUGGGUCUGUCGACACGACCGAUCCUGUUGACCUCCCGGCGGAUUACGACCAGACAGUACGAGAGAGGUGGGAACAAGGCGAGAAGCAAACAUUGCCCGAAGCUGGUCGCUGGCUUGUCGUGGAUGAUACGGGUGGCCUACUUGUUGCUUCUCUUGCCGAAAAGAUGGGUAUCUUGUACCCUAAGAAGGGCGAGGAGACAAGCGCCGAAGCUUCUGAAACGCCGGCACAAAACGGUAAUCACGAGUCUUUGGCCGAAGACAAGAUGGAGAUUGAUACCACCAAUAAUGGGGUAACGUCUUCAGAAAAUGGCCAGGCAGAAUCCUCCGUCGGUGCGACAGGAGAAACAGCCACAGAGAACGGAACUUCAACAGCAAAGGCUAACAAAUCCAUGCGUCCAAAACUAAAACGGCCACAUGACUUUCAGGUGCCUUUCUCCACGUCAAACACCAUCACACUUGUACAUCAAAACUCACAAGCCAACCUUUCGUACCUACGACAGUAUGGAUAUGAUGUCACGAACCCGAAUCAUCCACCACAUCCCCUUCUACCGCAUCUACUUACCUUGACAUGGCUUCAACUCAUAUACCCCGAGGCCGAUACCACAUAUUCGACGCCACCGCCCAUAGUCCCGGCCGAGGAAAUAGCCACGUGGAAAGCCAAUAGGCGCGGGAACUACCACCGCAAGCGCAGGAGAUGGGCGCGCACCCGCCACAUCGUCGAGACUGCCCGCGGCGGUAACUUUUCCGGUCUGGUCGUUGCCAGCUCUAUGGAUCCAGUCUCAGUCCUGCGACAUACGCUUCCAUUACUGGCCGGCGGAGCUCCCGUGGCCGUCUACUCGCCAACCCUGGAGCCACUGACGAGGCUGGCAGACUGCUAUAGUGUAGCAAGACGAGGUGCAUGGAUGUCAUGCGCCAACGAGGAGGACAAGCAGGAACCGGAAGGUAGCGUCGAGACUUCGGCCUCUCCUACCCCCGGCCCGCCCAAGGUGGUGCGCAAGGAGGGUACAGAUGAAUUUCCAGUCAACCCAACCCUGUUAUUAGGUGUCAGCAUACAGACGAGCCGCGUGCGCAAGUGGCAGGUUUUGCCAAACCGAACGCAUCCAUUGAUGACGUCGCGGGGUGGUGCUGAGGGCUACGUCUUGACGGGCUGGCGUGCCAUACCUGCCGAGGGCAAAAUAGAGGCAAGGGGGAAAUUCGUGAAGAAGCAAAAGAGAGAAGCGUAG